This is a messenger RNA of Gilbertella persicaria, 2621 nucleotides long. RefSeq names its product peptidase family M1-domain-containing protein. Gene Ontology annotation, molecular function: zinc ion binding; metalloaminopeptidase activity; peptide binding. Gene Ontology annotation, cellular component: cytoplasm. Bases 10 to 2586 code for a protein of 858 amino acids. The record is from RefSeq and is a predicted model, not a curated record. The transcript is spliced from 12 exons. Gene Ontology annotation, biological process: proteolysis; peptide catabolic process. NCBI's taxonomy places the organism in Eukaryota, Fungi, Mucoromycota, Mucoromycetes, Mucorales, Choanephoraceae.
CUUAUCAAUAUGCCUCAUAACAUUUGUUGUACAAAGCGCGGUAGCGAUUCUUUUUUCUCUGCUACAGCCACCAAUCACUAUGCUCCAAGCAAGGUUAUUGAACCUGUCCACCUUGAUAUUGAUGUCAAAUUUCAGGAUCUCUCUACCAAAUCUUUUGAAGGAAAAGUCACAAUCACUUUUAAGCAUACGGGUCAAGGACUGGUUGCUGAUAACAAGGAAUUGUCGAAAAUUGCAUUGAAUGCCGAAGAUUUUGAAAAUGUCAAAGUGAGUGGUGAAGGCUUAUCCAACUUUUACUAUGAUGGCCAUCUUAUCCAUUUGUACUGGAAAGAACCCCUUACAAAGCAGAGUGAGCGCAAGGUGACUGUUGAAUACACGAUUGAAAAGCCUGUUGCAGGUCUUUAUUUCAACAAGGAUGAUGAAAUACCAGAUCCUACUUCUGCUUGGGCUAUUACAGAUCAUGAAACCGAAAAAGCUCGUCAUUGGUUGCCUACUGUUGAUUUCCCAACUGUUCGUACUACCUUGACAUGGUCAAUUACAGCUCCUCAACAAUACACUUCCUUGGCCAAUGGUAGUUUGAAAAGUUCAGAAACGACAGGUGAAUUUACGACUACUAAGUGGGAAUUGGAUCAUCCUUGUCCUUCCUACCUUAUUUGCUUUGCAGUAGGUGAUUUUAUUGAAGUGGACGAUGGUGAAUAUUAUACUGCAAAGGGAUAUGAAAAGCAAGAUCUUAAGAGAUCGUUUGACGAAACACCCAAUAUGAUUAAAUGGCUUCAAAAGAAGGUUGGCGUUCCAUUCCCUUGGAGCAAAUAUUAUCAAAUUGUUUUACCAGCCAUUCGUGGAGCUAUGGAGAAUAUCUCUUUAGUCACUUGGGUUGAGCAUUUACUUCUUGAUGAAACGCAUGCUCUUGAACGAAAGCGCUUAGUUGAUACUGUUAACAUUCAUGAAAUGGGUCAUACAUAUUUUGGUGAUUUAUUGGUUAUCCGCCAUUUUGAACAUGCCUGGUUGAAAGAAGGUUGGGCAAACUAUAUUGAAUCAUGUUGGUUACAAGAUAACAGAUCAGAAGAUGAAUUCCGGUAUGAAAUGUUUGAUAAUGCCACACAAUAUAUUCAAGAAUGUGGUUCUUAUAUGCGUCCCAUUGUUACUCGUAAAUACGAUGCUUCAUGGGAUAUGUUUGAUAUGCACACUUAUCCUGGUGGUGCAUGGCGUAUUCAUAUGCUUCGUAGACGCUUAGGUGAAGAAGUCUUUUGGAGUGCUGUCAAGACCUAUAUCGAACGUUUCUACAACAAGACUGUACAGACUUCUGAUUUCCAAAACGUUUUAGAAGAAGCUUCAGGUCUCAACUUGACUCGUUUCUUUGAUGAAUGGCUCUAUUCUAAGGGCUAUCCUAAGCUUAAUGGUAAAUACGAGUACGAUGCAAAUGCUAAUCGUGUCAAGAUCACGAUGACUCAAACACAAGUCAAUGCUGCUGAGCAAAUUCCUCUUUUUGCCUUUGAUUUGGAUGUUGUGAUCACCACAAAUGAUAAUAAGAAGAUCUCUACUGUACUCACAUUUGAUCAAGAAGAAUCAGUAACUGGUUUCCUUUCUUUGCCUGAAGGCCAAAAGCCUAGUCAGAUCUCUAUUGAUCCUGAGGGCAAAGUCUUGUUUGUGAUCGAAAUGCCUUCCAUUGACAGAGAUGUCUUGAUUGGAACUGCCAAGGACAGUGAUAACUUGAUGGAUCGCAUUAUGGCUUAUGGUGAAUUAGUCAAGAGUGGAUCAAGACCUGCUUUAAAAGCUGUUCAUGAAGCUAUUUUGAAGGAACCUUUCUAUGGUGUUAGAAUACAAUGUGCUAAAAGCCUUGCCAAGUUAAACAGUACUUACAGCCUUCAAAUCUUGUCUGAAUUGUUAGACAAUGAAACGGAUCCUUUGGCUCUCUUUCUCAUCGUUGGUGCUGCUAAUAUGGUUGAUGAUCAACUGAGAAACUCUUUGCUUCAGUUACUCAAGAGAGAAAACCUUCCUUAUCGUGCUCACGCAGCUGCUUUGAUUUCCUUAGCUCAACAAAAGAAUCCAGAAGAUUUGAAAUACCUUUUGCAAGUUGCUAAAGAUGAUUCUAAGCUUGGUCAGCAUGGUAUUAUUCGUGGUGGAGCACUUAAGGCUUUGGGUGUGCACCGUAGUGAAGAAGGUUUUAAAUACCUGUUGAGUCGUGUUGGUUAUAACAAGGAGCCUCUUCGUGCUAGACCUACUGCAAUUCAAGGCUUAAUUCUCUCUGCUGAAUGGCAAUCUGAUAGCUUAAAGAAAGCAGCUAUUGAAGUGCUUGAAACCUUAAUUCGUGACCCUAACUCAUCUGUCCGAAUGACAGCUGCUUCAGGACUUGUUAAACUUAAUGCCAGUUCCAAGUAUGCAGCCAUUGAAGCGACUCGGUUUAUGUAUCCCAAGGAUGAACAAUCCUCGCUUAAUCGCAAGUUAAAUGAAUUACGCUUUGGAAAUAGUGAUGAUGCUCAAGACCAAAUCACCACUCAAAAAGAAGUCAUUGAAAAGCUGGAAGCUCGUUUAAAGAAGUUGGAAGAAAAGUUAACUCUUCAAGAAUUGAAAGAUACUUUAAAACAAUAAAAUAUUGAGCACUCUUUAGCGCCUUUGAUUCAUAU